AUGAACUGGUCGGCGUCCGUUCUCACCACCGUAUCUUCGGACACAGAACCUACCAUCAUCAUUACAUUUGAUUCCGCGAAGUACAUCUUCAAUGCUGGCCAGAACACCAACCGUGCUUUUUUGCAAAGCCAGCGUAAUUGGAGGAAGACUCGAGGCAUUUUUUUCACGCAAGUUGGGGUCGAGAGAGCAGGCGGACUCGCUGGCCUCUUAAUGACAUUUGCGGACGCCACCAUUAAAAUGUUGAACGUCGUCGGUCCUCCAGGGUUGACUCAUUAUCUGGCGUCGAUGCGCCUGUAUACUUACAGGGACUCUAUGCGGGUAAAACCUAUCGAGGCGUCUUCAUCCACCACGACAGCUUCUCCCCCGCGACCUGUCUAUAAAGACGAGAAUGUCGCUAUCUACGCAUUGACAAUCUCAUCAUCUCCGGACUCAGAGAUGGCCGCGAUCGCCACCGAUAGUGCAACUACAAGCGACCUUUCGGCUCCAGACAUUCCAUCGAAAAGGAAACGAGAAGCAACCCCAGAUUCUCCUCGCAAACGCUCCUCCAACCAAACCCUUAAACAAAUCAUGGAAGACCCCGACUUUUUGCCAGAAGACCUCACUGACGAGCGUGCUCACGAAUGGAGGGAACAUGUCAUUAAGACUAUGUUUCCCGACACCAAAAUCGAUUCACCGAAAAAGGGUGGUAAAGCGAAGGUUAGCAAGGCAGUUCAGCAAGACAGCGGCAACGGCUCAGCAAACGUUGACGACUGUCGUCGAGCUCGCGCCGCGCCGCCAAAAGGGUUUCAUAUGCAGUUGCCAGCAUUUUCGCGCACUUCGGACGUUCAGGCUCUCGCGUAUGUUGUAAUUGGACCUCGUGUGCGUGGAAAGUUUGACGUUGAAAAAGCCGUGGAAUUGGGCAUUCCCUUUGGACCUCUACGCGCGAAGUUGACGAAGGGUGAGAGUAUUACCUUCAAAGUGAAACGAGGCGACGAGGAGUUUGAAAGGACAGUCAAACCGGAAGAGUGUAUUGGACCAAGUGAAACUCCUGGGGUGAUCAUCGUUUUGGACGUUCCUUCAACCCAUCAUAUACCCGACUUGGUAUCCUCUUUCAAGGAUUCGGAAUUCUUCAGGCAGUUCCUAUCAAAGGUUCCCGGAACCUCAGAUAGCUACGCUGUGCGCAAUAUUUUCCACCUAUGUGGCGACAACGUCCUAGGAGACGAACGGUACAAGGCCUUCAUGAAAGAGUUUGCACCUGACGUAAACCACGUUGUUGCAUCUCGCGAACACUGCCCUGACCCGGUCACCUUUACGAGCGCCGCUUUCAACCAACUUCGCCUGAGUGAGCUCGAUAAUACCAUGUUUCCAGUACCCAAAUACCGCCUCGAUCCAGAGACCAAAUUUUCAGACAUUGCGGGCCUACCGGAGAAGAUCCACAUAAUGGCGUCUAACCUCUACAUGAACAUGCGGCCUCCAGCUCCGCCCAUAAUAGAGAAUUUGCCUGGAGGCGGAGAUAGAUUCCAUCCAGCCGUGAAAAAAUCUUCAUCUCUCGACCUGUCGCAGCUUACCUCGGGGAAGUUUGCUGCAGCGCGUUUAAACGUCGCUAAUGCCCUCGAGAAUGGAAUGGAUGUGCCCAAAGGCGCUGAAGUUGGUGUCCUCCCGCUUGGCACUGGCAGCGCUCUUCCCAGCAAGUACCGCAACGUCUCUUCAACUCUCAUCCAAAUUCCUGGAUGGGGAAACAUCUUACUCGAUGCUGGUGAAAGCACAUGGGGUCAGCUGGUCCGUUACUUUGGGACGGACGACACGUCGUCCCCGAACGUUUGGGAUGUGCUCAGAAAUCUCAAAUGCGUAUUUAUCAGCCACAUUCACGCUGAUCAUCAUCUCGGUCUCUCAAUGAUUCUUACCAAACGUCGUUCACUCAACCCGUUACCCACAGAGCCUCUUUAUAUCGUCACGAUUCGUGGAGUGAACAUGUACCUCCGAGAAUUAUCAGAUAUCCAGGAUUUAGGACUGAACGACCCUUCCGGAAAUGGCGUCGUUCAGAUCCAGAGUGAAGCUCUCCACUAUCGACGUACGGACUAUGCUACAGGGGGAAUGUGGCAGGUUGGUGGAAACGAGCCUUGGGUUGAUAGAGAGGCGUCUCGUAAACACAGCAGCGAUAUGUGUCGCGCUCUUGGAUUGGAGAGCUUCAAGACUGUUGACGUUUAUCACAAUGCUCGGUGUUACGGUUGUGUUGUCACCCAUGUAGACGGAUGGAGCAUCGUGUUUUCCGGUGAUACACAACCUACCGAUAAUCUUGUUCGAGCUGGCCGUGGGGCAACGCUUCUGAUCCACGAAGCUACAAUGGCCGACGAUCAAGAAGACAUGGCAAAACGCAAAGGACAUAGUACGUUCGGUCAAGCCAUUACCAUCGGGAAAAGGAUGAAAGCUUCCAACAUCCUCCUCACCCACUUUUCCGCUCGUUACCCCAAAAUGCCGCCUUCAGGCUUGAAACCGCGAGCGAGUGGCAGUACAGAACCCACCGUUGCUGUUGCAUUCGACCAUGUGAAUCUGACGAUUGGGAAUAUGUGGAAAAUAGGCUACUACCUGCCAGCACUUCAGCAGAGUUUCUAUGAUACUAUCGAGGAGGGAGACGAAGAAGAAGCUGCAGCUAUCGAGGCUGUUGACAUGGACUGUGAUUUGACCUGA
Molecule: messenger RNA, 2667 nt
Organism: Laccaria bicolor S238N-H82
Lineage: Eukaryota; Fungi; Basidiomycota; Agaricomycetes; Agaricales; Hydnangiaceae
Exons: 13
Coding region: 1-2667 (888 amino acids)
Biological process (GO): mitochondrial tRNA 3'-end processing
Cellular component (GO): mitochondrion
Molecular function (GO): 3'-tRNA processing endoribonuclease activity
Source: RefSeq, a predicted model, not a curated record